UGCAAUAAAACUCACGAAGAAGAAGCGCCUCCUUCACAUGUGGGGAUAAAGAAUCUCCGUCACCAGAGAAAAGCAGAAUAAAACUCUUUCAGUGGAGGAGUCAGCUCACUGACCGAGUUGCCAUGGCCUCCUACACCUGCAUCAGCUGCCGGGUGGCCUUCGCGGACGGAGAGGUUCAGCGAGCGCACUACAAAACCGACUGGCACCGGUACAACUUGAAGAGGAAGGUGGCCGACAUGCCGCCCGUCACCGCCGAGAACUUCCAGGAGCGCGUCCUGUCGCAGAGGGCGGCCGCCGAGCAGCAGGUGGCCGAGUCGGCGGCCGGCGAGGCCUGCUCCAUCUGCAGCAAGAGGUUCUCCAGCGCCAACGCCUACCAGAACCACCUGCAGUCCCACAAGCACCAGCAGGCCGAGAAGCAGGCCCUGCUGGCCGCGCAGAGGAAGGUGCAGAUGAUGAACGAGAAGAACCUGGAGAAGGGACUGGCCGACGACAAGGCGGACCACGACUCCAGGAACGAGGCCCUGCAGCAGGCGCUGAAGGAGCAGCAGCGGCCGAGUCCGGCCAAGCAGGGCGGGCCCCCGUCCUCACCCGGAUCCAAGAGACGGAGGACGGAGAAGUCCGGGAAACCGCCCAGGGUGAUGUGGCUGGAGGAGCAGGCCAAGAAACGAGAGGGAGGAGAGGGGGCCGCCGCCGAGGAAGAGGACUGGGAAGAUGUGGAGGAUGAGGAGGAUGAUGAUAUGGAAGAGGAGGAGGAGGAGGAGGAGGAGGAGGAGGAGGAAGAGGAGGAGGAGAACGUGAUGGACCAGGAGGACGGCGACACCACGGCGUCGUCACAGGCCGACCCCACUCCUCUGCCGGGCUCCAUCCCGCCCACCGACUGCCUCUUCUGCUCCCAUCACUCCAAGUCGCUGCUGAAGAACGUGGCCCACAUGACCAAAGUGCACAGCUUCUUCAUCCCGGACGUGGAGUUCCUGGUGGACCUCAGAGGCCUCCUCCGCUACCUGGGAGAAAAGGUCGGUGCGGGGAACGUGUGUUUGUGGUGCAACGAGAAGGGCCGCUCCUUCUACUCGGCAGAGGCCGUGCAGAGUCACAUGACCGACAAGAGCCACUGCAAGCUGUUCACCGACGGAGACGCCGCUCUGGAGUUCGCCGACUUCUAUGACUUCAGGAGCAGCUACCCCGCCGGGCAAGAAGGCGAGGACGAAGACGCCGAGGACGAGGAGCUGCCCGACGACCAGAACCUGGAGUACGACGACGACACGCUGGAGCUGACUCUCCCCUCAGGGGCCACCAUCGGCCACCGCUCCCUCAUGAGGUACUACAAGCAGAGGUUUGGGCUGCAGCGGGCCGUGACGCUGAGCCACAACCGCAACGCCGUCGGACGCCUCCUCCGGCAGUACAAGGCCCUCGGCUGGGCGGGAGACGCAGGAAACGGCUCCUUCCAGAAGCACAAGGACAUGCGCUGUGUGCAGCGGAUGAAGUCCCGCUGGAUGCUGAAGAUGGGCAUGAACAACAACACCACCCGGCAGAAGCACUUCAGAGCCCAGGUCAUGUUCUGAAGCAGCAGGGACCGCCGGGUUCUGGUGGCCCGGGAGGUUCUGGUGGCCCGGGAGGUUCUGGUGGACCGGUCUGGUUCCUGGCCACGGCUCAGCCGUGUCGUGACUUUAUUGGGUUUAAGGCUCAACGGCCUUCUGGACGUCCGCGAGGAAGCUCCGCUCCGUCAAACUCCACCGAACACCAGACCAGCGUUUAUAUCCGUACAGUUACUCUUAACUUAUAUUAAUGAGCUGAAAGGAUUUAAAAACAUCACAGCAGAGUCUGUUCAGGUCUGGGACUUUUUCAUUUUAUUUUUUUAAUUGUAAACACGGGUAAAUAAAUAUAAAUCAGAUUUAUUCCUUGCGUGCCCAUCUGUGUGUGUCCUGGUGUCCUGGUAAAUCUCUAGUCAUUUUCUUUGAAUACAUUUCUUUGAAUUUUGCCCCAAUUUCAUUUUGAUCAGUUUCUGAUAAAGUUACUAAACAGACUUCUGACUCAGUUUCUAAAAAGAUUAAUUAAAUCUUUAAAUCUUGUGUGUAAAAGUCAGGAGAAUUGAUCUGGACUGCUUUUUAACUUUCUCUGGGGGAUUUCUUUUUUUUUUCCAAUUUUUUUUUUUUUAUUGAUGUUUUCGGGGAAAAGUUCAUGAACUAAUGAAUUAUAAGGAGUAGAAACCUGCUGAAAACAUGGACAGACCCUUGUGGACCAGGAACCGGAGCCGGGACUGGGGGAGGUUGGACUCACAUCAGGCGCGUGUCCGGGAACGCCGGGAACGUGCACCGAAGUCACAUGACCUGUUCAGACAGGGAAAAUAAAUAAAUAAAUAAAUACAUAAAUAUAUAAAAUGG
Cololabis saira (Pacific saury) is the source of this 2378-nucleotide messenger RNA. It is a transcript of the gene znf622, whose product is annotated as zinc finger protein 622. The coding region runs from base 123 to 1559 and encodes 478 amino acids. Gene Ontology annotation, molecular function: nucleic acid binding; zinc ion binding. Gene Ontology annotation, cellular component: preribosome, large subunit precursor. The transcript has 7 exons. NCBI's taxonomy places the organism in Eukaryota, Metazoa, Chordata, Actinopteri, Beloniformes, Belonidae. Gene Ontology annotation, biological process: ribosomal large subunit biogenesis. The record is from RefSeq and is a predicted model, not a curated record.